AUGGAAUCUACACUAAUAGAUACAUGGUGGGCCAUAACCACGACCCUCCAACGGGUCCCGGUUGUUUCUUCGGACACCGUAGCACCGAUAAAAGCUUUCAUUUUCCGUUAUCAAGAAGCUGAAGCAGAUGGAAGGACCAUUCACCAAUACCAUCGCCGGCGUCUUCUCCAUUUAGAAGCUGGAGUCGGAAGAACGAUAUGGACGAAUCAACUAUCAAAGGGUUCCCAGCAGCGUCUAUCUCCCGAAAUGCAAGCCGAAGGAGCACCACCAACCCCAUCAUGUUUUCGAACUCGACGGGGUUGGCAAGCAAAUCAAGAGGAAGAAUGGGUAUCAAUAAAAGUGAAGCCAGGAUGGAAAGAAGGAACAAAGAUAACAUUUGAAGGGAUGGGAAAUGAGGUUCCAGGAGGAUGUCACCCAGCUGACAUAACCUUUGUGAUUGCAGAGAAACAGCUUAAUUUGUUUAGGAGAGAAGGCGAUGAUUUGGAGUUGGUAGUAGACAUACCUCUAGUUGACGCUCUUUCGGGUUGCACCAUUCCAAUUCCUCUGCUGGACGGGAAGAAGAUGGAUUUGAGUAUUGGUGAAAUCGUCCAUCCUGGCUAGGAAAAGAUCAUUGAAGGACAAGGCAUGCCAACCAAAGAUGAAAGACAGAGAGGUAAUUUAAAAUUGCAUUUCCUAGGUAAUUCCCCCGAUGAACUAACAGAUGAUCAACGUUCCGAUGUUCUUAGAAUUUUGAAGCGUAAUGUUGAUUGAUUUGUAUAGUUCAAUCUUUAAUUAAUAUAUUCGAAACAAGGACUAUUGAAUCUA
Messenger RNA from Mangifera indica (mango), 804 nucleotides. Its product is annotated as dnaJ homolog subfamily A member 1-like. The transcript is spliced from 2 exons. The coding region runs from base 1 to 600 and encodes 199 amino acids. Gene Ontology annotation, molecular function: protein-folding chaperone binding. The record is from RefSeq and is a predicted model, not a curated record. NCBI's taxonomy places the organism in Eukaryota, Viridiplantae, Streptophyta, Magnoliopsida, Sapindales, Anacardiaceae. Gene Ontology annotation, cellular component: cytosol.